AUGUCAAUUGGAACUACUCCCCAAGCAUGGAAGACGCAGGAUGUUGAGCGCGAUGACUCGUGGAUCCUGCGUCUCACUCCUGAGCAAAUUGAAGGUUUCCGCACUGCACUUGUUUACGCAAAGAAUCACCCCAAGCCUCUUCUUGAUAUGACGCAAGUCGACUAUCCACUCUCCGAGGUGUCUAAGAGGGCGCUGCAGGAUGCCAUCGCUACCACCCAAGGUCGCUGGGGCAUGUGUCUCGUGAAGGGGUUCCCAGUCGACGAAUGGUCCGAGGCAGACAUGCGUGUCGCUUACUGGGGCAUGGGGCUUUAUAUCGGUGUUGGGCGCACCCAAAACCGCGCCAGCGAGGUGAUCAACGACGUACGCGAUGCGGGAGGAAGCUACAAGGUCAAGGGGGGUCGUGGAUACAACACCAACGCCGGACUUGACUUCCACCAAGAUUCCGCCGACGUGGUGGCUCUUCUGUGUCGUCGCACCGCAAAGGAGGGUGGAACUUCCAAAGUCAUGAGCAGCAUAGCGCUGCACGAUCGCGUCGCUGAGCUCCGCCCUGAUUUGCUUCCUGUGCUCGAGUCCAAUAACUGGUUCCACAGCUUCCAGAAUGCCCAAGAUUCCACCCAGCCUCCGUACUACCGCUGCCCACUUAUGGGGAAAAGUGGCGCCUACUUCUGUGCUCGCACCAACCGCAAAAACACCGUUGCCGCACAGCGCGACUUCCCCGAGGUGCCUCGACUUACAGCCCAGCAAGUGGAGGCACUUGAUUUCUUGGACACAAUUAUGCCAUCUAAUGAGUAUUGCUAUACCAUGGAGCUAGAGCGCGGUGAUAUGCAACUUCUUAACAGCUUUGUAACGCUGCAUUCACGCACACCGUUUGAGGACCAUGAAUUGCCAGAUGAGAAGCGCCAUCUUAUGCGUCUAUGGCUCUCUAUUCCGAGCUCCCAGCCUCUCCCCCCUCAGUGGGCCGAGUACUGGGGUGAUUCCCGGGCAGGCGCAGUCCGCGGUGGUGUCCGGGGUAGUGCUAUUACCGAAGACUUCCUCAGAUAUGAGAAGCGACAGGCUGAGGCUAUGGGUAUGCCUUCCAGGGGCUUCAAGCCCGUCGUGACACGAGAAGAGAUGACCAAGCUUGUGGGUGCUAUUUGA
Penicillium griseofulvum is the source of this 1137-nucleotide messenger RNA. Its product is annotated as TauD/TfdA family dioxygenase. NCBI's taxonomy places the organism in Eukaryota, Fungi, Ascomycota, Eurotiomycetes, Eurotiales, Aspergillaceae. The record is from RefSeq and is a predicted model, not a curated record. The coding region runs from base 1 to 1137 and encodes 378 amino acids. Gene Ontology annotation, molecular function: oxidoreductase activity. The transcript has a single exon.